Molecule: messenger RNA, 844 nt
Organism: Phyllostomus hastatus (greater spear-nosed bat)
Lineage: Eukaryota; Metazoa; Chordata; Mammalia; Chiroptera; Phyllostomidae
Gene: DPCD
Product: deleted in primary ciliary dyskinesia homolog (mouse)
Exons: 6
Coding region: 42-653 (203 amino acids)
Source: RefSeq, a predicted model, not a curated record
CGCCAUGGUAGCGGUCGGGCGCACAACUGGGCGGAGGGAAGAUGGCGGUGACUGGGUGGUUGGAGAGUCUGCGGGAUGCCGAGAAGACAGCCCUGCUGCAAGAUGGGAGAAGGAAGGUGCACUAUUUGUUCCCAGAUGGGAAGGAAAUGGCUGAAGAAUAUGAUGAGAAGACCAAGGAACUCCUCGUAAGAAAAUGGCGUGUAAAAAGUGCCCUGGGAGCCUUGGGCCAGUGGCAGAUUGAGGUGGGAGAGCCAGCACCCCGCGGAGCAGGGAACCUGGGGCCUGAACUCAUCAAGGAAAGCAAUGCCAAUCCCAUCUUCCUGCGCAAGGACACCAAAGUGUGUUUCCAGUGGCGGAUUCGAAACCUCCCCUACCCUAAGGAUGUCUAUAGUGUCUCUGUGGACCGGAAGGAGCGCUGCAUCGUUGUCAGAACAACCAACAAAAAGUACUACAAGAAGUUCUCCGUUCCUGACCUGGACAGACACCAGCUGCCGCUGGAUGAUUCUUUGCUGAGCUUUGCUUAUGCCAACUGCACCCUGAUCAUCUCUUACCAGAAGCCGAAGGAGGUCCUGGUGGCCGAAUCAGAGCUGCAGGAGAUGCUGAAGAAGGUAAAGGUGGCCCACAGCAGUGACGGGGACUGCAAGACCCAGUAGUGGACCCCUGAGCCUGCACCUCUGGCAUGAAGGGGGGCGCUGUUUCCAUCAGCAGGCAAGACUUUGCAGCCUGGGCCUUUCCUACACAAGGGGCGGCCUCUUCUCAUCCAGGCUCUGCAAAAACUGGACCACGGGGCACUCCUGGCCCCAGCCAUGCCUUAUCUCCUGAGUAAAGUCAUUCUGAGUCACUG